Messenger RNA from Penicillium taxi, 1020 nucleotides. RefSeq names its product ArsA family ATPase. The coding region runs from base 1 to 1020 and encodes 339 amino acids. The transcript has 2 exons. Gene Ontology annotation, cellular component: GET complex. The record is from RefSeq and is a predicted model, not a curated record. Gene Ontology annotation, molecular function: ATP binding; ATP hydrolysis activity. Gene Ontology annotation, biological process: post-translational protein targeting to endoplasmic reticulum membrane. Lineage: Eukaryota; Fungi; Ascomycota; Eurotiomycetes; Eurotiales; Aspergillaceae.
AUGUCUUCCGCUGUCGUACAUGGCGAUGACCUUGACAUGGAGCCGACACUCCAAUCGGUCUUGAGCCAAAAAACCCUCCGCUGGAUCUUCGUCGGAGGCAAAGGUGGAGUGGGUAAAACAACCACCUCCUGCUCACUCGCCAUUCAGCUCGCCAAAGUCCGCAAAUCCGUCCUUCUCAUCUCCACCGACCCUGCCCACAAUCUGAGUGAUGCUUUCGGCCAGAAGUUCGGCAAGGAGGCCCGUCUUAUCGAUGGCUACACAAACCUCAGCGCUAUGGAGAUCGACCCCAACGGAAGUAUCCAAGAUCUGCUGGCUAGCGGAGAUGGACAGGAUGACCCGAUGGCUGGGUUGGGAAUGGGAAACAUGAUGCAAGAUCUUGCAUUUAGCAUCCCCGGUGUUGACGAAGCCAUGUCCUUUGCCGAAGUCCUAAAGCAAGUCAAGUCACUCUCAUACGAAGUCAUCGUAUUCGACACCGCGCCGACCGGCCACACCCUCCGCUUCUUACAGUUCCCCACCGUACUGGAGAAGGCACUGGCCAAGCUCUCGCAGCUAUCGUCGCAAUUCGGCCCAAUGCUGAACUCUAUCCUUGGUGCGCGUGGCGGUCUGCCCGGUGGACAAAACAUGGAUGAGCUUUUGCAGAAGAUGGAAUCGCUGCGCGAGACUAUCAGCGAGGUGAACACACAGUUCAAGAAUGCGGACAUGACCACGUUCGUGUGUGUGUGCAUUGCAGAGUUCCUGUCGCUGUACGAGACCGAACGUAUGAUCCAGGAAUUGACGAGCUACGGUAUCGACACUCACUCCAUCGUUGUGAAUCAGCUGCUGUUCCCCAAGGAGGGAAGUGGCUGUGAGCAGUGCAAUGCACGACGGAAGAUGCAGAAGAAGUACCUCGAGCAGAUUGAGGAGCUGUAUGAGGACUUCAACGUCGUUCGUAUGCCAUUGUUGGUGGAGGAGGUGCGCGGAAAGGAGAAGUUGGAAAAGUUUAGUGAGAUGCUCGUACAGCCUUAUAUCCCUCCGCAGUGA